GGCACCGCUCCGCACGGAUACCCAGGGGUACGAGAUGGUUCCGCAAGAGCAUGGGGAGAUAGCGGGUGGUCAGAUGCAAGAAACACACGUGAUUAUUCCGACCACCUGUGAAGUUACUUCGGCCAAUGGACAUCGCAAAAACUGUUGGGAACAAAUCAAGAACAAGCUGUACUUCAUAUGUUUAUGGAUUGUGAAGCAUUGGGGAAAAUGCCUCUUGAUUUUGGUUGGAGUUUUUGCUUUUUGUCUUGCAGCUUAUUUUGUUUGGAAACAUUCAUCUAAUGCAACUGAUACAAAUGUUGUGAAUAAUUCACCUAAAGGAACAAAUAUAAAUGGUACAACGUCUCCUUCCAUCACUGCUAAUUGGACCUUGUGCAAUGGAAAAGAGAUUGCUAAUUUUUUAAAAGAAAUGACUCACAACGACAGCUUACACAAAUGCAACCGUAUUGGUGGCCAACUUCCCACUAAAGAUGAAAUUCAGAACAUGACUCAAUGCAUCAAACAUGGAGAGGAUUACCAUAUUCAACAGCAUUCCCCUAUACAAGAUGGGCAAUGUGAGUUUUACAACACGGACUCUAAAGAUCCUGUUAAAUUAGCCUGUGACACUACAAGAUUUCUUGUCUGCCAGAAGCAACUUGCAUCCUCUGGCACGUCUGAGUCCUCAAAGAAAUAUUAGAUGGACGUUCGGUGUUUGAAAUCCAGACAGAGAAGGGGAAAUUACUUUUUACAUUGAAAGGACGAUUCACCUGCACCUUCUGGAAAUGACGGACUUACUUGAAAUCGUAAUAAUCAUGAAAGUGUUAAAAUGGAAAACGGACUGUAGCCAAUUAUAAAAGACAUGGAUGACUAUAUAAUAAUGCAAAGGAAGAGACUCUUUCGCCUUGAAAAAGCCGCCAGGUUGCGGUGAAACAUACUUUGGAGAUUGUGGCUAUGUCACAGAGAGGGGUUACAUUGACCGUAGCGCAACACUUGGAACUGCAAUCUACAAAGUUGCGCUGUGUAUCACAGCAUACUGAAUGCUUUUAUACAUAAAUACAUUUGAUUAUUUUUUAAGCAGGAUGUACUUUUUAUUCUAAAUAAAAUAUUUAUAGAAGAUUUUCCUGUCAUUCAGUGGGAUUUAUUAAUAGAGUUACAUUAGAGCUAUUGUAGCUAUACAAAGUGUGAGUACUGGUCUAUUUAGGAUCACUAACGAGCAUUUUUAUAAUUAUGUCUGUUUACUUCUGCACAUGCACAUUCAUAUACAUGUAUUGAUGAAUCAAUGUAUAAGUGUAUAGAAACAUUUUUCUAAUAAGCCUGGUAGCUUGUACCCUCUAUUUAAAGCUAAUGCUCAGGUAAAUGUACAUUCAAGGUUGUACAAAUAUUUAGCCUUCCUUAUUCCCAUCUGUUUAUAUAAUUUUAUGUUUAUAUAAUGCUGAAUUACUGUUUUUGCGAUUCUUUGUAUUGUAUUCAGAUGCAAAUGUAAUGAUAUGGAACUUGUGUGAUUAAAUGAUUUGUUGGGGGUGUUAACCUCCUUUUAUUUAUUGACCAAUGAUAUCACUUGAGUAGGUUUUUAAACUCUGCUGACUAGCACAUUGUUAGGUCUAUGAUUAUGGCACCUGCCAAAACAUGUAAGACCAGUCAGCUUUUCAUGUCUUCUGUGCGCUCAUUUUAAUUUGACUUCCAAUAAAGGCUAUUUUUAUAUACAA
Messenger RNA from Bombina bombina (fire-bellied toad), 1682 nucleotides. RefSeq lists its product as uncharacterized. The record is from RefSeq and is a predicted model, not a curated record. NCBI's taxonomy places the organism in Eukaryota, Metazoa, Chordata, Amphibia, Anura, Bombinatoridae. The transcript has 9 exons. The coding region runs from base 35 to 673 and encodes 212 amino acids.